This is a messenger RNA of Varroa destructor (honeybee mite), 6365 nucleotides long. RefSeq lists its product as uncharacterized. The record is from RefSeq and is a predicted model, not a curated record. Lineage: Eukaryota; Metazoa; Arthropoda; Arachnida; Mesostigmata; Varroidae.
GCGCUUAAUCGCUUACUGACUGAAUCCAGCCAUCGAUGGUAAUGGACAAGCAAUAAGACAGAAAUAUUAGGAAAAUCGAUAAGAGAUCUCAACAAGAAGCAACAUCGAGAUUAGUCUAGAGGUAAUAACGAAGCGAAUCCUGCACGUACAUAUCGAAUAUGUGUAGAAUUGCGUAGAGCUGAAAUCGGAGGCAAGUCAUACAGAGUCGCAAGAAAGGUUGGAGUGGGUAUUAUGUGGUGAAAUAAGAACGUUCCUGCAAAUAGUUUAGGGGACAACAAGCAUUAGGAGUGUACAGAAGAAGGAAUAUAGGAUGCGUUAGAAGUUGUUGAAGGAGCUACUGUACGUAAGGACUAGGCGAGAAACGCGGGUCUAUAAUAAAUUCAUCACUACUGAUCUUUGUGGAAUCCAUGAAGGUUACUGCAGCGUUAGCGGCACAGGGUUAGUAUGGAACUUGCCGAAAACCAAUUAAAUCUUGGCGCCUGAAGGCGCCAGCUACAUUGAGCCGUAAGCCCAUGUGUGGUAGGGUAAAAUUACCGAUCGCGACAAAAGCCUUGACGAUGUUUAGGUAUUCUGCUUACGACUGCAAUCAUUGUUCUAGGUACAUAAAGACGCUUAGUUAUAACGCGAAUCAGCAUCUGCAGUAGUUAAUUCCGGUUUAAUUUAUUGCACAUGGUCACAGAGCACCGCGUUUUGGGCAUUCCACUUUGUAAACUAGCAUGAACAGGUCUUCUGAUCGGUAUUCGUCGGCCUGUCUGUUUGCGCGCACGCAUAGUGUAACCAGGGGAGAGGACCGACUCUCAGAGAUAGCCUGUGUAUCGCUGAUCCUCAACUUCAGCAAGAAAUACCUUAGCGCUGAGGACUGGUUGUUUUAACGUCCGAUACGUUCUAUAUGCUCGAGCCGGCGCGUGCUCAGAUUUCAAACUCCUUGAAAUGGCUCAUACGCCGCUUACACAGCCCUCUCCCUUACAUUGAGCGGUUCGGUGUCGACCCUGCGCGCCUGAAAUGGUUCUCUGUGUAAUAUUAUCAUCCUCUCGCUCGCGAGACGGCGGGUGCGCUGUGCUCGUACGAAAACACAAUGUUACAGCCACCAUCUCCCAUCCAUAUCACCAGCAGUGCGUUAACAAAAUCAUCAGGUUAGUCGUGUUGAAGUGCAGGCGGACCGUGAGCCAUGACCCAGUGUUUUCGGCAAGGACGCGUCUGAGUGGACGGUUCGGUGGAAAACGCGCCCAUUUUUAGACAGAAACGGAUACGGAGCAAUACCAAUAGACGAAAUUAGAAUUGUCUCAAAUGAGCUUUCGUUAUGAAGUUGUUGUUCGAUUCAGUACAUCGACGGGCUUGGCCAAUACAGAAUAGCAGACGUAAUAGGAAACCAGCUAAUUGAUUUCAAUUGUAAGCCAUCUGGAUGACAUGGCGACCCAAAUUGCUCGUCGAGAUGGUAGUCACACAUUCCUACCGAUCGUCCUGAUGAAAUCCCCAACGCAGACUCCAGUUGUGACUGACCCAGAGUCGACUUCUGUCGUUAAGGAAGAAAUUCUCAGCCCCAUUCCAGAAAUCACCUUUAUAAACGCAACUGAUACGCACGAAGCAGCGGCGAAACUUGCACCGCAACCACAACAAAUUCGCGUUAUGGUCCAAAUUCCUCCAGAGCGAUCACGAAGUCCUCCGUCUACGGCACCAGAAUUUUGCGUCGACACAACUAAAGCUAUUUAUCCAGGUCUUCAUCUUGGAGCUACCUUCAGCAGCUACCAAGAUUUAACUAACCUCGUGGCUAAAUUUCAGAUGGCCAAGGGAGUCCAUCUUUAUGUUCGUUCCUCACGAAAGCUCUACCCUGCGUUAAACCAUAUGGGAGAAGUCAUUCGUGACUAUAACCACAGCCUGAUCUUCGCCGAAGUGUACUACGCUUGCACCAGGGGUGGACGCCGCUUCGCGCGCCGAAUCGGUGGAGAUGCGGAAUUUCGAAACUGUCCAUUUAAUAUCAAAAUUCGUCUAACCAGGGACGGCAAACAUCUCUACAUACGAGAUAUCUGCCCUGCACAUAAUCACGUCCUUGAAAGGGGCGUUGUUCCUAGGCCUGUCACACACGCACCUCAAGCGCUGGACGAUAUUGGUCAACGACCUCGAAUAAAAAUCAUGAAACCACCCUCUAUUUUAACAAGGCAUCCUAUUAUUCACACUCUUGUACGAGGGGAGUCUACAUCAGACGUAAAUGGCGCGUGUUCACGUCAGGUGAUUCUCGUACCAACAACCAGCAUACGUAGUCCUCUCACUGGUCAGAUGGUCGUCCCUCUAACGGUUGCGCCUGCAGCAAAACCUACUGGACCUACAAUGACAUCAAUUAGUGCAGCCACUCCCAGCAAGACCGCUGUUGUUGCAAGCGCAAUUCGUACUCAUGUAUCGACAACAACGGUGCCCACUGAUGCACGCACACGAAUUCAUGCUGCAGUGACUGCCAUUCAAAACCUAGCUCCCGUGAGAGUAAAGGAGGAACCGAAGGACGUGGAUGUAGGGAACAAUGACUGUGCGAGCUGUGAGCCUGUGUAUCAAGACACUCCAUCGCAGGUAGACGACCAGGCAUCGUAUGUGUUUAAAACGGAGGCGACCGAUGAAGUCGUUGAACAGAGUGUGUUCGACGCUGAUACAGACUGCGUUAUGGAAUCAGAAGAGAAGAUAGUCCCAGACGAUGGCGAGUCCGUAGAAGACGAUACAGCAAAUGAGUUUUCAGCCGAUCUCGACCUUGACGAUGAGCAGACAGAUGGAUCUUCUGAGCUGGCCAAACGUCCGCGAAUGACUCGCACCCUGCCAUGCCCGGACGAUCGUUUCGUUAUGUCACGACAAAACAUUCUCGAUACGAUGAAAUUCUGCUGCGAAUGCGGUACCCGCGUGUCUGAACGCUAUUACACCGACAAACCGGACCGGUUAGCUGUGACAUUGGUUUGCGAAGAGGGUCACACAGUGGACUGGAUAUUGCAGAAAAUAAUACGCAAAAAGAUCCCAUACCAGGUACGACUAUCGGAUUUCUUGCCGAUGUCAAGUGUUCAAGCUGUCGACGCAGUUCAAAGGUGAAAGUCAAAAAUAGUUACUUUUCUUCAAAACAAAUCAGUACAACAACGCAAAGAUGGUUGCGUCAAGCAGACGACAAGAAUACUAAUAUUUAUAUAAGACACUCCUGUUUAUAUGACAUGUACAAAGUAAUAUUAAAGCUCUACGAUGGCGUAGUGCAAUAAUUAGCUACGAGCUUAGCAAACCAGUUUCAAUUCAGUUGUAUAUACGCAUUGCUGAAAAUCCUCAAGAAGCUUCCUGCAGCCGGAAACGGGUGAAUCCGUUAACGAAAUGAUAGUUAUUAUGUUCAAAGUGCUUUUCUGUGGCGCGCGUGAUGUGUCUGUUCUCACCCCGGUAUAUUUUCCGAUUGUGCUAACUUCAAGUAAGCAAAUUCAUAAAAUAUAUUAGCAUGGGUUUAGUGAGCAUCGCUGAGGAAUCCCGUAUUUAUGUGUCACAGGUUUACUCUUUAUAUGUAUUGAACAUCAUAGGGAGACCUGCCACUGUAAUGAAACAUCAUUCUUUCAUGGUAAAUCCUUUACAUUUAUCGCAAGCAUAGGUAUUCUCCAGGGACUCCAUUCACCGUCCUAGCAUGAUGAAAAGACUGUUAUGCAGUAACGCAUCGUCGAUAUUCAUGGUUAGAUUAGAGUUUUUAUUCGUAGAACAUCUGUAGUAAUAUAUAUAUAUAUAUAUAUAUAUAUAUAUAUAUAUAUAUUGUGUGAUACAAUUACAUAUUUUGUUUCCAGCGAAGAUAAUAUAACCAAAGGCUGUUUACGUGCUUGUUUUUGUACCAUUUCAUAGCAAAUUAGGUUGACUAGCAGAUGAUAUAACGCUAUUGGCUCGUUAAUUUAUAUUGCGGCAAUGACAAUGGGGUUAGCAUUUAAAAAUAAAAGUAAAGUAUCGGUCCAUUAAACUCAUGCUACCUGAGUGAAUACAUCGCAGAAAUGUUUGAUUGUGUGUUUGUUAGUUUGCGUGGUAUACGAUCAGGUGUUGCGCAAACGUUCCAGGAAUAUCGUAGGUAACUUCUGCAUUCUAAGUAACGAUAGAUCGACAUUGAGAAUCGGCAACGAUGUCCCAUUUAGACACAAGAAUUACCUGUUAUUCUGAUCACAAAACCAAAAAUGAAACCCAAGAAUCUGUUCUUAUUAUUAACUUAAUUCAAUGCCGUACUAUAAGCAUAUUUGCUUUAAAAUAGGUCCAUAUUAAUGCAUCGCUAUGUCUAUGUAUAUCGAAUCGUACCUAGGAUCUCCUGGUUCUAACCUACAAUAAAUUUUAUUUAUAAGAAAAAUAAUGACAUUGUUUUUUUGAUCCGGUUGAAAAUGAUGCUGCACGGCUACGGUACACUAAAACUUCAUAUUCUACAGUUUCAUAUAUACACAAAUUGACGCAUUUGUGUUGUAAUUGAGGUGCCUGAACGUAUCGGGGUCUCGCUGGCACAAACAUGACUACUUGCAUUAUAUAUAUCCAUAGCGCACUUUGCUAAAAGGGCCUGAUUUUUUUUUCAUUUUACUAUAUCAAUGGUAUAGUACAAAAAGCUGCAAAACAUGGUACUCUCGUCUCUGAUCUUCACAAGCCCUUUCUAAGACGGAUGUGUUUCUGAUUUUUUUUGAACUAUUGUCAGCUCAGUAGACAAUUACUCAAUCUCACACACAGCAAAACUGUCUUCUGUGCACCCUUCUCAGAUAAAUUCACCUUGGGUGUUGCACAGCACGCAGUCGAUAUGAAGAUUUAUGGAGGAAUAGACUCCCCGAAUCAAAAAACUUUCAUAUUACGUAGGCUGACAAAUUUCAAGAAAUGAUGCUCCGAACCAAAGCUUAAAUGAUUUACUGCCAACUGUGCUCCCACGCAUUUUGGGCAAAGCGAUUCUCAAUAAAUGCUUUCUAUGAAAAGCACUUGAUCAAAGAUGAAAAUAGCGAUCAUGUAUUUUAUGCUCUGACUUUAGUGUCGUUUAAGUAUGGAAUACAAAAUUUUCUAUGGCGAUUCCAAUGAUUAGUGACCCUGUGAUCUACGGUUUUUUUAGUCUACAGAUUUAUCGAUCGUCUCUCCUUUUUAAUGUGCGAGCAUUUUGAUUUACAGAAUGACAGAACGUCGAUAGAAAAAGUGAAACCCAUCUUUGCCAGGGAAAAGCUCAUGGGCUCCCGGUAGGUUUAAGAGGCGCAAUUUCUGACCACCUUUUUUUAUUUAAGAACGUUGCGAACUUCGAAAAAGCACUUAUUUUGUAUUUCGCUUGUAUUGUUUUUUUUUUUGUAUUGUAUUUAAGAUUGCAUGUCCCGCUGCUAAUGCUGAAAGGAACGCCUCACCUAAACCCGCUGCUCUUAGAGAAAGUAUUAAUAAACUAUUUCCGUUUUGUAUUAGCCGUAGGCUACAAGGGGGUCAACUCUUAAAAAGAUGUAAUGCUGUUUACGUUGAAUAAAACAUUGUAAUAUACAAUAUAUACUAACUUAUAUUGUGCACAUGGAGGUCCUCUUGAUUUUUACUUUGAUUUUAAUUAGCGGUACAAUAUGAUGAAACCCCUGAUAUACUGGAUUCGCAAGGUAUCUUCUCUCUAGUGAACGAGAUAUUGUUCUAUGCAGUUCUUUAACAAUGCCUAUUUCAAUUAGGGCACGACGAUAAGAAAUCCUAUGCUUCUAGGCCUCUACGUAUCUGUACAUAUACGCUUUUAUCAUAUCAAAAAAGCUCUAAGAAUUACCGUACAUUUUGUGUGUCGGCCUGAUCUAACGAAAAACCACAACGGCUGAAAUGACAUAUCUUCAUGAUUUUAACGCUGACUGUAAUGACAAUAAACUUUUUUAACUGGCUACUUCAACAGGGGGUAAAAGUUUGUGAAAUUCAAAUAUAAAGAUCACUUAGUUUUUCUUGCUAUAUUUAAAACAGACAAAAUCACUUCUAUAAUGGUGUUGAAUGUGGCACUUCCAAUGUUGAUUGGGUCAGGAUGAGAUGACUGAAAUCGGACAGUAAGGAUAAUUGCAAGCAAGCGUUAACUUUGCUAAGCUUUGAGAAAGAUUUAAGGCACCCACUCCAAAAGCUAACAGAAUUGUGCUGGAACGUUCAGUACCCAUACGUAAUGCGGCACAUGGGCUAGAAAAACCGAGUAUUUAUUUAAGCCCAAGCAAUUAGCCAAGACUGUGCAGGUUUUGGAGCGCUAUUUUUUGUGUACUUGCAGGUGGCUUUGCGAAUGAGCUACAUAUAUAAUCAUAAGGAAAAAUAAUAGGAUGGGACAAGAGUCACUGUCUUGUCCAGGACCAUUUGUUCCACCGUAUAUAUAAAUAUAUACUUCGAAUAGAUUUAUCUAUAAUAAUAAUAGUGGUCGAUUUGAGUAUAUCAGGUUU